Vitis vinifera (wine grape) is the source of this 3133-nucleotide messenger RNA. Its product is annotated as F-box protein At2g32560. The record is from RefSeq and is a predicted model, not a curated record. Lineage: Eukaryota; Viridiplantae; Streptophyta; Magnoliopsida; Vitales; Vitaceae. The transcript has 5 exons. Gene Ontology annotation, molecular function: protein binding. Bases 1617 to 2807 code for a protein of 396 amino acids.
UAAACUGAAUAGCUUUGAUUAGACCUACUAAGUCUCUCAUAAGUUGCAUGCUGUAGCCUUAAAUUUACCUUGUCUUCUUGUGUACAUCAUUUCUAUCGUUGAAGUCUUUAUAGAAAAUCUCUUACUAUAUUCUGUGUCUUCAAUGGUGCCAUCUUGGGUCGAUCAUCCAACUUGAAGAUAUCGUAGCUCCUGUCCUUUCCCUUUCAACGACUUUAUUUGGUUAUUUGUAUGACAUCUAUUAUUAGCCUGUCAUAUUUUUAUGUACAUACACGUCUUAUAUUCGUUACCCACAAAAAACAAAAUUACUCAAUCAUAGUAGAUGAUGAAAAAUCAAACUAAAAAAUGACCAGAUCAACCCAUAUAUCCUAUAAGAUAAAAAGAUAUUAUAAUUUGAGGUUUAAAAUUUGAGUUUGUGGUGAUUAAUUGAAGAGUGUAGUAUAACAUGUGACAAUCAAUGCAAUGAAAAGCAGAGGCUUGAACUACCAGCCACGAACAAGAAUGGAUCAUUUGCUGUCAGUUGUAUUGUAUGGUUGGAAAUCUUUUUGAGGUCUUGUUUAAUGCUUUUGUCAUCCACACAAAAAUGAUGAAAACAAAAACAAAAAAUACCAUCCAAAUAUGGCUUUAAACUUUAACCGCUCAUUCACUCUCUGUUUUCUCUCUUUCCUCUUAUUUGCCCACUAACUGUUUGUUAUUAUACCCAAUAAAGGAGAGAGAGAGAGAGAGAGAGGAACAGAGAAAUAGAGAGAUAGGGAGAGGGGUGUGUUGUGUGUGGGUGGUGGAUGAAUUGAUGAGAUUUUUUGAUGAAGAAGAGUAUGAUGAACUGAGGUGUGUGAGGGACCUACCUUCAUGUUCUUCAUCAUCAUCAUCAUCAUCUUCUUCUUCAGCUUCAAUCAAUCCCAAUUUCUUCCCUUCACCAACCCAAAGAUCACCAUCUCCUUUUCUUUUGAAUAAAUUGUUUGUCUACUUUUUUUAAACAGAUCUUCAGAGGUUGGUUGGGUCACCUAAUUGUGCUUCAUACCCAACCACCCACACCCAGAUCUGUUGUUCUCAUUUUUUUUUUCUUUUUACUUUUUUUUUUUUAAUAUCUCCAACGAUUUGUGUUUGUUCUAUACAAAUUCAAAGAUUUGGAGAUAUGGGUCUUUGUAUCUAGACUCAUCUUCAAACUUUUCUUGGAAUUUCCAUGUGUCAGAAUACUGCAUAUUAGAUCUGAAACCCCCACCAUCUUGAUUGCCUUCCUGGAUUCAUUCAGGAAAACUCGCUCACUAAAUCCCACAGUUACACCCCUCUCUAUAUGUGUGACAGCUGGUUUUGGUGCUUCCACGGAUUUGCGACGUAAUCUGUAAAGAGAUACCUCUCCUUUCCCAUUAGAUUAAGCGUAUAGGAGGGAGGCCCACUGCUGGGUUUGGUGGGCUUCGCGAACCAAUAAAAACCCCAGUUUUGAAAGGUGUUGGAGAUCCUCUUUCAUCCUCUUUUUUAUAAGGCGAGAAGGAGAGAAUACAAGUGGGAUGCUACUUAUUUAGACCAUUCCUUUUCCACAAUUUGAUCCAUCUUUGGGUUGUUUCUAGUCCUUUAUAUUAAGCUAAGAAUCUGACCCAUCACAGAAUUCUCCUUUUCUGAUGCUUUUCUUCUUGAUCACCUGCUUCUCCUUCUUCCUCCUUUCCCACUCUUUUUCUAUUAGACCACUUCCUUCAUGGGUGAGUGAGAUCAGACUGUCAUCAUCCCUUUGGUUCUGGAAAGAGUUAUCCUUCUUUACCAUUUACAGGUCCAUUAAGAAUAGCCUUUUUGGUGGCUUCUGGGGAAUUCCUUCAAAAAUGUCCUUCACGGAAAAGACCCCCCUCCACAAAGUAGAGAAUGUUGAGGUGGGAUUGGAGAUGGGGUUACUGGACUUGCCUGAAUUGGUAUUGGAAUGCAUUCUUGAGAGGCUUCCACCUGAAGGGCUUUGCAGUUUGGGGGGUGUCUGCAGUUCUUUGAGGGACAGGUGCAUGAGUGACUACUUUUGGAAAAGGCACAUGAAGGAGAAAUGGGGUAGAAUUUUAGGCCGAGCCGCUUACCGAGAGUGGCAAUGGCAUAUGGCCUCUAGGAAGGAUUCAGACACCCUUGAGCAAGGCAAGCCAAAUGGCUUGAUGAGGUUGCUAUCUCGCUUCGGGCCUCUUUCUUGGAUUAGAUCAAGAUUAAGCAAUAGUACCCCACAGAGGAGCUCAGUUCCAGUGGAUUCCAUCAUGUCUUGGUAUCUUGCUCUUGAGACUGGCAGGUUUUGGUUCCCUGCACAGGUUUACAAUCGUGAGAGUGGCCAUGUUGGCUUUAUGUUAUCAUGCUAUGAUGCAGAGCUUAGCUAUGAUUCCCACACUGAUACCUUCCAGGCCAGGUAUCCCCCACAUGGAAGGAGGACGGUUGCCAUAGAGAAUGGAGUGUCUUGGGACAGGCUAAGAGCACCCCCUGUCGAAACUCCUCCACAUGAUCUUCAUAUGUCUGACUGUUUGAAUGAAUUACACCCUGGUGAUCACAUUGAGAUUCAGUGGAGAAGAAACAAGGAAUUCCCUUAUGGUUGGUGGUAUGGUAUUGUAGGACACUUGGAAUCAUGUGAUGGGAAUGAAUCUUAUUGCCGCUGUCAUAAUAGUGAGACUGUGGUGCUGGAGUUCAAUCAAUAUACACCAGGUUCACGGUGGAGACGCACGUCCAUCAACAGAAAAGACCAUCGGGAAGAAGGAAAUGAAGCAGAUGGGUUCUAUGGAGGAAUCAGAAAACUCUGCAGAAAUGAUGAGAUUUCUGUGUGGAAACAGCUUUGGCCAGCCGAAGUCCUGGAAUAGGCUUAUGUAUCAAAGGGCUGUCAACUGCUCACCAUGGUUCAGACAUAGAAGCCUAAUUUUCUUCUGACUAGUGAGAAACUUCUGUUUUUCAGUUGUAAAAGCAGCUUUUAGGAGCAGAAAAUGGGCUUCUAUUUCAUUUGCAUGAAUGUGGAGGUCAUUUUCUUUUCUUUUUCUCCUAUUCUGUUUCAUAUUUUUUCAUGGAUUUUAGGAGAAUUCUUGGCUAUUUCAUUAGGCUCCGCUCCAUGCAAAUUGCCAGCCUCCUAACUGCAAAUCUGUUGUACCAUGUUUACCAUGAUAUAUAAUUUUUAGUUAGUUGCUGUUUGUAA